This is a messenger RNA of Anthostomella pinea, 705 nucleotides long. The record is from the annotation of a GenBank genome assembly. NCBI's taxonomy places the organism in Eukaryota, Fungi, Ascomycota, Sordariomycetes, Xylariales, Xylariaceae.
GAUGCCAAACUGGCAGUAGAAAAAGAGGAGCAGCAACAGAAGGCGGACGGGCCCGGCGGAAUCAAUGCGGACUCGGCUUGGGUACGGGAGAUGAGGUGGGCCAAACAUCUUGAAGACAAAGAUCUGACAAUAUUGUAUGACAUUAACUUGGACCCACUGUCUAGGGCCGCACUAGAGAGGCUGCAUGAUACGGUAUCAAAGGACGAGCAGCAGCAGCUGACACAGCUUGCCAAGAGCUUUGACCGGGAGGUGGCGCGGUGCACGGAACGGCUGGAGCUUAUGCCGCACGAGACACUGCAGUGGCUGGCAAGCAUCGACCUGGGCAAGCCGGCCGGGCGGCGUCAAGGAGCACGCCAGCUCGAUGGACCGGCGCUGCGGCUGGGGCGGGAGGAGGCGGCGGCGAAGCACAGAGUGCGGUUUUCCGACGCGCAGUGGGGCCGGCUGGAGGCGGUCGCGCAGCUGCUGGAUGACGCUGCUAACGACGUUGUUAACGACGUCGGUGCUGCCGCCAACAUGGAGGAGGAGCACCACGACGACGACGACGACGACGACGACGACGACGACAACGAAGCCGAGAGGCAGGCGUGUGCGCUAGACCGGCUGGUCUUUCUUUUCUGUAUCGGCUCGCUUGAACAGAAGGUGGCGUUCGACGUAUACGUCAACCCGCUGCUUCAAAGUGAAGCGAGCAGUUCGUCGACGAGUUGA